Molecule: messenger RNA, 840 nt
Organism: Blumeria graminis f. sp. triticale
Lineage: Eukaryota; Fungi; Ascomycota; Leotiomycetes; Helotiales; Erysiphaceae
Source: the annotation of a GenBank genome assembly
AUGGCUACUCAUACUAUAGAGACGCUCGUUGGUGCUACAGAUAAAGAUUCUCUUCAGAAGAACGUCAUUACGGAGAGAAAAAUCAUUUAUGAGCCAUUGACAGACCUAAAAAUGAAUAAUUCAAUGUUUGCCAAUUCGACAGUCAACGCUCUGGUUAACAUAGAUCGAAGUGACAAUAAACCUGCGAAUGAAUAUCCAAUGGUUGGUGAACCAGAUAUAGUACCCACCUUUGAGAUAGGCUGCACGAAAAGAGUAAAGGGGUCUGUAAUUGCCUUUGAUAAAAAAGGAUUUACUACUUGCAGGGUGAAAAAUGAGAUUCCCCCGGUGGAUCAUGGCGUCACACAAGCUUUGGAGUAUCUUAAUUCCUCAGUAAUUAAAAACAAGAUAUAUUUCAUCUCGAGUGUAUCGACUGAGCUAAACCAUAGUCUAGCUACUGCACUCGAGGAUCUUAUAACUGGUAUACCCAUAGUCUAUGGGGACGUCAAAAGUUUUCUCCAGACAUCAAAGAAUACGCUCGACAAAUUCUUUGAAGAUUUACCCAAUUUCAUUAAAGCUUUGGCCAAAGAAUUGUCGAAACAAAUUCAAAAAUUUCUUCCUGCGGAGCUAAUAAAAGUAGCCUCAACUGUACCAAAAUUAAAUUCUAAAGAUGGCAUAAAAUUAAAAAUUAUAGAUACCCUAGCAAAAAUUUUGAAAUCAGUCUCUACCGGAAUGAGGUUUUUUUUGCCAGCAUUUUUGAUCAAAAAAGUAUCAAUAUGUUUAACAGUUAUUGUCUUCCUAUUUGUUGUUUGGUACUGUCGUAAACGGGGAAAAGAUGAGCGCCUGAAAUGUAUGGCUAAGUAA